Molecule: messenger RNA, 2354 nt
Organism: Suricata suricatta (meerkat)
Lineage: Eukaryota; Metazoa; Chordata; Mammalia; Carnivora; Herpestidae
Gene: PARP15
Product: poly(ADP-ribose) polymerase family member 15
Exons: 12
Coding region: 50-1930 (626 amino acids)
Biological process (GO): negative regulation of gene expression
Cellular component (GO): cytoplasm; nucleus
Molecular function (GO): NAD+ poly-ADP-ribosyltransferase activity; transcription corepressor activity
Source: RefSeq, a predicted model, not a curated record
GCAUCCUCUCAUAUAGAGGAUCUUGCAGAAGAAGCAUCACCUGAUUGGAAUGAUAAAUUAUAAAAGGGGAAGGCAUCGCUGUGAGUCAAGAGACCAAGCCAGCUGGAAAAAUGAUCUUUUCAACAGAAAUGUGGUAGCCUCAACCCAAACCGAAGAAGGUCUAAAGCUUUUGUUGAUAAGUGGAGAUGUUACUUGUUUACAGGCUGAGGUCAUUGUCAACAAUGUUCCAGUGGAUCUUCAGCUUGAAAGAGGAGGGCCACUAUCUCAGGCUCUUUUACAGAAUGCUGGUCCAAAGCUCCAGGAAGAGUUAUAUGUCACCAGGCAAGAAACGGAGGAGAAUAUAGGUAGCAUAUUCAUGACAAGUGGCUGCAAUCUGAACUGCAAAGCUGUGCUCCAUGUUGUGGCACCAGCCUGGGAUAAUGGAGAAGGGUCCUCUCAGCAGAUCAUGGCAAAUAUAAUCAGGAACUGUUUGACAAUUAUGGAAGAGUUAUCUUUUUCAUCAAUUACAUUUCCCAUGAUUGGAACAGAAAAUUUGAGUUUUCCCAAAGCUAUUUUUGUUGAACUAAUCCUUUCAGAAGUGUUCAAAUUUAGUAGCAAUGAAUGGCUGGAAACCUUACAAGAAGUUCACUUUCUGAUACAUCCAGAUGAUGAUGAAAUCCAUCAGGCAUUUUUAGAUGAAUUCACUAAAUGGUUGAGAGGAAAUCCCAAUAAGGACAAGAUUCUUAUGUCUGGAAGUGGCCAAGGAAUCUUCGAGACUCUCUUCAACUCUGAGUUCACAGUAUAUGAAAUGAAAAUUGGUGCAGUUACUUUCCAGAUUGCUCUUGGAGAUAUUACCAUAGAAAAGGCAGAUGUGAUUGUAAACUCAACAUCAAGGACAUUUAAUAUGAAAUCAGGGGUGUCGAAAGCAAUUUUUGAAGGUGCUGGACCAGAUGUGGAAAAUGAAUGUGCUGUACUAGCUGCACAGCCUCACGGAGAUUUCAUAAUUACACAAGGUGGAUACUUAAUGUGCAAGAUAAUAAUUCAUGUUUUUGGGGAAAAUGAUGUCAGGAGAACAGUUUCCACCGUUCUAGAAGAGUGUGAGCAGAGGAAGUACACUUCUGUUUCCCUUCCAGCCAUCGGAACAGGCAAUGCCGGAAAAAACCCAGUGGAAGUUGCUGAUGACAUGAUCAGUGCUAUUGUAGACUUCGCAUGGAAACAUUCCACCCCAUCAUUACAGAAAGUUAAAAUUGUCAUCUUUCUGUCUGAACUGCUAGAUGUAUUCUAUGACAACAUGAAAAAGAGAGACAAUCUCAUGUUACUCGCCUUUCAGCCCACAUUCUUCGAGAUUCCAUGUAAUAUUCCUGAAACCUGGACUGACAUGAAUCAGCAGCUAUCCUGUGUGAUCGAGCUACAACCUGGACAGUCAGAAUAUGGCAAUGUAAAGGACAAGUUCUCUGAGACCUGUUUUUCUUACGAAAUAGAGAAGAUAGAGAGGAUACAGAAUGUAUGGCUCUGGAGAAGCUACCAGAUAAAGAAAAAGCACAUGGACACCAAGAAUGGCCAUACAGAUAAUGAGAGAAUCCUAUUUCAUGGGACAGUUGCAGACUCAGUGGCAUAUGUCAAUCAGCAUGGCUUUAAUCGCAGCUAUGCUGGGAAGAAUGGGGCAACCUAUGGACAAGGAACUUAUUUUGCUGUUGAUGCCUGUUAUUCUGCUAAUGAUGCAUAUUCCAGACCAGACAGUAAUGGGAGAAAGCAUAUUUAUGUUGUACGAGUACUUACAGGAACCUACACAACUGGAUAUGCAGGAUUAGUUACCCCUCCAUCAAAGGACCCUGACAAUCCCACAGAUCUGUUUGACUCUGUCACAGAUGAUAUACAACAUCCAAAGCUAUUUGUGGUAUUCUCUGAUAAUCAAGCUUACCCAGAAUAUCUCAUAACAUUUAGGUGUUAAAAAAUAGGUGUGUGUGUGUGUGUGUGUGUGUGUGUGUGUGUGUGUGUGUGAGUGUGUGUGUGUUUAUCUCACAGAGAUGAUUUACUCAUCUAUUCAAAAACAAUUUAUAGGGUUUUUGUCUUUGCCCUUGGCUUGCUUUUAUAGAUAAAAAUUUGUCUGUUAGGUGCUAAAAUGCUGAAAACAGCUUUUUAAAAAUGCUCUGUUGCAAUUUGUAGCAUACCUCUUUUCUGAGCAUAUUGAUGGGUGGAAGCUAAGAAAUGUAGAAAACACAAUUAUAGCUACAACUAUUUACAGAUACCAAGUCUGUAGGAGAACUAAUAUCACAUUACUUUUUUCUAGCAGAGAAGAAAUAAGAUGGAUCACUUUAAAACCAAGAUGUUGUUCUUACAGAACAUGUUAAGACAUCUAACUGUGUUGAGCACAA